AUGGCAGCAGCAAACAACACACCUUCUCUACCGGAUCACAUGCAGCCCGCCUACGUGGACAGGAUCCUCAAGCCACUGGAAAGCAGGAUUUCCGAACUCCUCGAUGAGUUUUGCCCAUCCAGUCAGGGAGCCGAGAGGCUGAACGAUAUAAAAAAGCUGGUGGUCAAUUACGUAGUCCUCCAGAUCCUCACGCAAACCUUCGACCCCAACCUCUGCGUCACGCCUCGCCCAAAGGAUCUGGCCCACGCCGAAGCGUGGGUGGAAAACUACUGCCACGAUUCGUCCAUCCACCUUGGCGGCGAGCCGCCGCAGAUUACGGGUCUCGCCGGCCAUGGCAAGGAGUUCUACUCGACGCUCACGCACAUCAUAGCCGACAUCGUGCCGGCCCUCAACUCGCAGGCGCUUUCCUCGCGCUACUACGGUUUCGUGACGGGCGGCGUUCACCCUGUGGCGCAGGCGGCUGAUAAUGUGGUCACGGCACUCGAUCAGAACGUGCAGGUUCAUUUGCCGACGACGCAUUCUAUAAGUACUGUCGUGGAACACCAUGCUCUUUCGAUGCUCCGCUCCCUCUUGGCUCUGGACGGGUUUCAGGGUAAGACCUUUACUACUGGCGCAACGGCAAGCAAUAUCAUGGGCCUUGCAUGCGGGCGGGAGGCGGUUAUCUCGGCAAGGCUGCCUGACUACGCAAAGACGGGAGGAGUAGGCGAGCUGGGGCUCGUGGGUGCGUGCAUGGCAGCGGGUGUGAGGGAAGUACAGAUUUUGACGAGCAAAGGUCACUCGUCACUUUACAAGGCGGCGAGUGUCGUGGGGUUGGGAAGGGCGGUGGUUAAGAUUUGGGGGUUCCCAGAUACGCCCUGGGUGUUGGAUCUGAAGGCCGUAGAGCGGGAGCUCAAGCGCGAAGGAGUGGCGAGCCUCAUCGUGGUGAGCGCGGGAGAGGUGAAUACCGGGCAGUUCGGGACGAGUGGCAAUGCCAUGAAGGAGCUGAGGAAGUUGGCCGAUCGAUACAAAGCGUGGAUCCAUGUUGAUGGAGCAUUUGGGAUAUUUGCUCGCGCUCUUCCCAAGGUCGACAGGUUCGCCAAACUUCGUGAGAGGACGGCUGGCCUCGAGUUGGCGGAUAGUAUAGCCGCUGAUGGUCACAAGUUGCUAAACGUGCCAUACGACAACGGCAUCUUCUUGUGCAGUAAACCUGAAGUUAUGAGCCAAGUUUUCCAGAACCCCAACGCGGCAUACCUAGCGCCAGUAGCCUCAACGUCAAGAUCUGGUACCGACACCGAGAUUCAAAGCCCCUUACACGUAGGCCUAGAAAACUCGCGAAGGUUCCGUGCCCUUCCUGUGUAUGCUUUGCUUCUACACCUCGGCCGCGAGAACAUGGGAGAAAUGCUGGCGAGGAUGGUUGACCUAGCACGGGAAAUCGCCGCCUUUAUCCGGGACUCGGACAAGUACGAGUUGCUUCCAGACGAGACAGGAGCUGAUAUCGAAUGCACGCAUAUCAUCGUCUUGUUCAAGGCGAAGAAUCCUGACCUUAAUGAGGUCUUGGUGGAAAAGAUCAACGAGACAAGGAGGAUGUAUGUGAGCGCGACAAAGUGGAACGGCGAGAAUGCGGUGCGCAUUGCGGUGGGAAGUUGGAAGGUUGAUGUUGAAGAAGAUUUUAAAGCAGUGAAGUCCGUGUUGAACUCGCUAUAG
Messenger RNA from Sordaria macrospora k-hell, 1683 nucleotides. RefSeq lists its product as uncharacterized. Gene Ontology annotation, cellular component: cytoplasm. Gene Ontology annotation, molecular function: pyridoxal phosphate binding; carboxy-lyase activity. The record is from RefSeq and is a predicted model, not a curated record. Gene Ontology annotation, biological process: carboxylic acid metabolic process. NCBI's taxonomy places the organism in Eukaryota, Fungi, Ascomycota, Sordariomycetes, Sordariales, Sordariaceae.